Molecule: messenger RNA, 3319 nt
Organism: Suhomyces tanzawaensis NRRL Y-17324
Lineage: Eukaryota; Fungi; Ascomycota; Pichiomycetes; Serinales; Debaryomycetaceae
Gene: TRK1
Product: Trk1p
Exons: 1
Coding region: 176-3310 (1044 amino acids)
Biological process (GO): intracellular potassium ion homeostasis; potassium ion import across plasma membrane
Cellular component (GO): plasma membrane
Molecular function (GO): high-affinity potassium ion transmembrane transporter activity
Source: RefSeq, a predicted model, not a curated record
UAGCCAGACGUCCGAAGAUCUCUCCAACACCUCUACCGCCACGCCCAGCGUCCGUGCAUCGCCAGCAUCUUCCCACUUCCAACAUCCACACAUCCCCUGCGCCUGGCCAAUUCCCGCCUCCCGCCAACAUCCUUACUGCCAUUGUGGAAACGUCGUUUACCCGCUAUGAUAUAACAUGAGCCUCAAGGAACUCUACGCCAAAUACCUGCGCUUUCGAAGGGAACAUGCCCUAGGCACCCAGAUUAGGAACGGCAUCCACCGUGUGGGGUCUGCCAUCCAUCCGUACGCACGAGUCCUUAUCCCCAACUUCAGAGCCGCCCACUACGUGUACAUCUUCACCAUGGUGUUCUUGGGCUCGUUCAUCAUCUUUCCCUACCGCAACAUCAGCUAUGUGGACACCCUCUUCUUCUCAGGCGGUGCAGCGACCCAGGCAGGCUUAAACACCGUCGACACCAACACCUUGAAGCUCUACCAGCAAAUCGCCAUCUACGUGUUCACGUGGAUGACCACCCCUAUCUUCAUACACGGCUCAUUGCUCUUCUUGCGGUUGUACUGGUUCGAGCGCCACUUCGACAACAUCAAGGAGCGUUCAGUGCUCGACUUCAAGAUGAGACGUUCUGCCACCCUUGCUGCUGCUCGUUCCAAGUCGAUUGACUCCACCUACUUGAACACUGCCAACAACAGAGGCUUGGGUUUCUCCAACAACCCUGAGCAGGGAAUUCCCCUUGAAAACAUCGACAAGGGUGAGGACGGCAUCAAUAUCAAUGUGGACUCGCCCCAGUCGUCUCUGUCGGUCAGGCACGAUGAGCCCAAGGUGGUCCAUAUGAGCGAACCCUCCGACAGUGAGGUGGACGCAAGAGCUGAACUCUCCCCCGCCAACGAAGCCGCCCACACCUCUGAUAAUAUCCGGUUUGGUAACUUGCCACAGCCUCCCAAAAAACGUGGAGUACGAGAAAAGGAGAUCGAUCCAGAAGAUAUGUAUAGGUCGAUUGCCAUGCUUCGUGACAACCACAAAAACCCAAACUCCACCAUUCAAUUCUCCAAUGAUGUCCACGAUAAGUACACAAGAACAAACAACGAUGAUGAUGACGUUCUCAUUAUCAAAUCGCCCAACGAAAUCGAAAAUGACGACAAGCAGCCCAUUUUCACCAGAAGAAAUCGAAGAAGAAGCUCCAACAAUCUCAUUUCCCCCAAAAAAUGGAAGGCCGUCGGCUCCAAAAGAGUGGGAAAUCCUUGGAAGCGGAAACUCAGAAGAACAAUGUCAGGCAACAAAUCAAUUUCCAGAAACAACACGGGCGACUCUUUCGAGCAAGCCGUGUUCGACGAUGACGAUGUUUCGAUUGAUUCGGAAACGAACCAGAACACAAUGGAUGAUGAAGACUAUGGUGAUGAUGAAGGAGACGAAGAUGACUUUGAUGGUGACGAUGACGAAGAUGAGGAUGAGGAUGAAGCCGGAGAACAUCGUGUAAAGAAGAGUCGGUCUCAUUUGUCACCUCAUGACUUGCCUAUCGGUAAAAGAUCAAAUACAGCUGAUAAUCCUAACCCAAGAUCCACUGUCUUUCACACUCCUACGAUCGACAGAACACGUACAAAACCCAGGUCCAUCAAGAGUAAGGUGAACAGAAAGCUCAAGAAGAUAGCUUCCUCUUCUGGGCUCAAUUCCAGAAGUUAUGGUGAGACGAGCGACACCAGAGUGGAUGAUGACGAUGAAGAGGAUGACCUCGACUAUGAUGGCCCGGAUUUGAGCAAGUGCAUGAGCACAAACUACUUAUCUUGGGUUCCAACAGUAGGAAGAAACUCUACCUUCGUUCACCUUAGUGAAGAACAAAAAGAAGAACUUGGAGGUGUGGAGUACAGAGCUGUUAAAUUGUUGAUCAAGAUUCUCUUGUGCUAUUACAUUGGAUUCCACAUCCUAGCCAUGGUGUUACUAUUGGCUUGGGUUUUGCACAAACCACAGUACAUGGCCAUCCUCAGAGAUCAAGGAGUCUCUCCCACCUGGUGGGCAUUCUUCUCGGCUGCUUCUUCCUUCAAUGACUUGGGUCUUACUGUAACUGCUGAUUCAAUGAUUUCAUUUAACAGAUCAACCUAUGUUAUGAUUGUGGUAGCCUUUUUCGUGGUUAUUGGAAACACAGGGUUCCCUGUCUUCUUGAGGUUUAUCAUAUGGAUCCUCUUCAAAUUUGCAAAGCCUUUAUCUUUGUACAAAGAGUCUUUGGGAUUUCUUUUGGACCAUCCAAGACGUUGUUUCACAUUAUUAUUUCCUUCUGUCCCCACUUGGUGGUUGUUUUUCAUUUUAGUUGUUUUGAAUGCCGUCGAUUUGGUUUUAUUCAUAGUCUUAGAUCUCAAGAAUGAGGCGUUACUAAGCACACCAGUGGGCUACCGUGUUUUGCAAGGUUUAUUCCAAGCGUUCAGUACUAGAACUGCUGGAUUUUCAGUUGUGGAUUUGAGUGAAUUACACCCGGCAGUGCAAGUCAGUUAUAUGAUUAUGAUGUAUAUUUCUGUGUUACCCUUGGCUAUCUCUAUCAGGAGAACAAAUGUCUACGAGGAACAGUCUUUAGGUAUUUACCUCAAAGACGAGUCCAAUAGUGAUGAAGAUCUUGAUAAAAAACCAAAAACCUUUGUGGGAACACAUUUGAGAAAUCAAUUAUCUUUUGAUUUAUGGUUUAUCUUUUUGGGACUCUUCAUCAUCUGUAUUUGUGAAACCGGCAAAUUGGAUAAGAACAAUUACAGGUUCUCUGUGUUCAGUGUUAUGUUUGAAAUCAUCAGCGCCUAUGGUACUGUGGGUUUGUCUCUUGGAUACCCUGGAGUGGAUGCGUCCUUAUCGAGUCAAUUUUCGACUAUCUCGAAGCUAGUCAUCAUUGCCAUGAUGAUCAGAGGAAGGCAUAGAGGUUUGCCAUACUCAUUGGAUAGAGCCAUUAUGCUUCCUGAUGAUCAUAUGCAAAGAAGAGAUAGGGUUCAAGAAAACCACGCAAUUAGGAAUAAUGCCACGAUGGAACGUGCAAUGACCAUUGGCAGAAACAGUACUUUUGAGCACAACGCUGAUGAUAAUAUCUUGACCAGAGUCAAAAGUGCUUUCGAAAGUGGAGGCAACUUCAUCAGAAGGGGAUCUGCUUUCAAUUGGAGUAGCGCUAGUGGUAAUGCUAAUUUUCUGCGUCGUAACAGUGAUAAUAAUUUAGGGAAUCAUCUUGACAUCAGACAUUCCAGAAGAGAUAGUCAAAGGGGUGCAGAUUUUUCUAGUCAUCGUGGCAGCGACCAUAUCGGACCUCAGGAACCAAGCGAAGCCCCACAGACUGAAAUGUAUUCUCCAAGAUAAUUGUCGGGC